This is a messenger RNA of Aplysia californica (California sea hare), 4898 nucleotides long. Its product is annotated as ikaros family zinc finger protein. The record is from RefSeq and is a predicted model, not a curated record. The coding region runs from base 169 to 2118 and encodes 649 amino acids. Gene Ontology annotation, biological process: regulation of transcription by RNA polymerase II. Lineage: Eukaryota; Metazoa; Mollusca; Gastropoda; Aplysiida; Aplysiidae. Gene Ontology annotation, molecular function: RNA polymerase II cis-regulatory region sequence-specific DNA binding; DNA-binding transcription factor activity, RNA polymerase II-specific. The transcript has 4 exons.
CCGCUAGAGGGCCUAAGUUGUCGUUGUACGAUGAUGAGAUGAUUGCGUUGAUGACGAUAGCGAUAAUUACUUCCUCUCUGUUCUACACAAAGGAGAGGCGUACAGGAGUGUUGCAGAUGCGUUGGGUGAAACAGUCUUUGUGCAAGGAAUAGUGUAAAAAAGCAAGAUAUGGAGUCAUAUGAAGCACUGAUGGAAAAUCAGAUGCCACCAAAUUCUUCCAACAUGGUAGACUACCCCGGAUCCUUCCCUCAGUUUCCAAACAAUGGAAGCAUCCCCAGCUCUUACAGCAAUCUGCCCGGCAUGUCAGGAUCUUUCUCUGGUCCCCAAAGCCAAGGUACCGGUGGAGGGAACUUGCCCAUAGGAGCGUUCAGCACUCCCAGUUCACAGUCUGGCUAUGGCAAUAUGUCAUCUGCUACUGGUUCAUCAUCGUUCUCCAUGCCCUAUGACGCCCCAUCAAUGGUGGGGACUUCAGCUAUGGAGAUGUCUGCCCCUCCGAUCGUGUCUCCCACUACUAACAAAGUGAUACCGUCAUGCAACUACUGUGGUCUGGUCCUGUCCUCCAGCAAUGCGCUCAUUGAGCAUAAACGAAUUCACACAGGAGAUCGGCCAUUUGUGUGCCAUGUCUGUAAUAAACGCUUCACACAAAAGGCUCACCUCAAUAUUCACAAAAGAACUCACACAGGCGAGAAGCCGUAUGCCUGUCACAUUUGCCACAAGCGUUUUGCUCAGUCUUCCCAUCUGACAAGUCAUAAACGGAUUCAUACAGAUGAGAAGCCGUAUGUUUGUGGAAUUUGCAAUGUGGGCUUCACGCAGAAGCAGCGGUUAGACGCCCAUCUGAAGAAGCAUCUGGAUCAACCAGGCCAGGAGCUUGGAAGACCUCCACCCUUGAUGACUGCAUCAGGACAGCUGGAGCAGUAUCGGCAAGGACCAGCCAAUGAUGAUAAUGCCUUCAUGCAGAUGAUUGGCCAUGGAAUGCCUUAUGUGAAGCAAGAGCCAGAUCUGAUGGUGGGAGACGGAAACUCUGUUCCCAUGGCAAGGUCAGCUGGAGAUGUCAAACGUGCUAGUCCCAUGGGGAGGAGCUCUGGGUCAAUGGGGCCAGAGUCUCUCAUCAAAAGUCAGAGGUCAGAGGAUGAGGGUCAGGGUAAGUCUAACAAUGGAGGUCAGAAAGGGGAAGAGGGAGAGGAGAUUGAGGGGGAGAAAAGUCCAAGCAUCUCGGCCCCAAGCUUUUCCUCUGAGGGGAUGUUCCUCCAUCCUUCAGGCUAUGUGGCUUACGGGGCUGUGGAGGAUGGGGAACAAUCAAGUGAGCAACCAGCAGCUUCUGAAGACGCCGGCACACCCAGCACUGCUACUCACCCUCAGUCCACAUUGCCCGCGUCUGGUGGUCACCGGCGAAAACCCACCGUGGUGCGGAAGAGGUACAGUGAGUCGCCUGCGGAGGAGGAGGACUUAUCGCCUGCUCAGACCCAGGAUGGCAGCGGCUCCAGUGUAUCUGAGUUUCAGUCUUUUCAACCGCUACAGGCUAAGACUCCUAGCAAUGACUCCAGAGAUGAGGAGGCAGAGGAGGGUAAUGCUGAUGAAUUCCAUGAUACUGGGGAAGUACUAGAUGACAAGAGAGAUCCCCCGUACCAGAGUAGUGCCGGGCGUACGCUUGGUCCUGGUGCAUCCUCAAAAGCUGCCUCCUCUGCUGUUUCUCAAUCACAAGGGAACAUUAUGGAAACUCGCUCUCACAGCCGGCGUUCACUGUAUCAGAGCCAGCCGCGCUUGCAGCACUCAAGUCCUAUGAAUGGAGAGCGGAUAAAUGCGCCCUCAGGCAGAAGCGCAGGCAACCUCACCUUCUCUGGUCACACCGGCACCAUCUCCAGCUCAGGCCUGGUAAAGGUUAACAAUCGUGUCUCCCUGGUUAAUUUCACGGCAGAAGAGCUCGUCUCCCACCUGAUGAAGCGGGAUGAUGUCCACAAGUGUCAGUUCUGCUGCCUGAUAUUCCAGGACGCCGCCAUGUACCACAUCCACCGCAACAUGCAUGACAAAGGGGACAUACGCAGAUGUAACAUGUGUGGGAAGCUGUUGCAGGACAAGUAUGACUUCACUGCACACUUUCUGAGUAUGCAUCAAAGCUAGUCACGGGUAAAAGAUUGCCCAAAAGGAGAUAGAGCUGUGCUAGUAUAGGUACACAAAUGGAAGAAAGCAUUAUUGUCUUUAUUCCCUCUGGAAAAAUUAUGUUUCUGUGGUUUAUACAAAAACCAUCAACUGAUUCUUUGCAAUGUUUGUUCCUAGUCCAGGCAUUCAUUAUUCUCCGAGCUUCUGCAAUAUUUUGCUGAUUCAUCUAUGUGUCGUGAAUGCAAUUGUUUGCUUUCUGUGAUGAAAUUAUUAUUGAAGAUUACUUACCUGCAUCAUGGGCAUUAUUGUAAUUUCUCAAUAAGGUGUAAGUUGGGCCAUAGAUUUCCAUCCCUAAGGGAAAUGAUCAAUUUUACUUCUAUAGCACGCAUAAUGAAGCUCAGUGUUUGUCAGGCUGAAGUAGCUUAUUCUACUGACGAAAUAAUGACACAUGGAGCUUAAAUCAAAUGACUUUUUCGAAUUUGUGAGUUGAAUAUUUCCCAUAUGAAUGGUAACUUGUGGCUCAGUCUGGUAAUUAAUUCACUACUUUAUGGGAAGAUAAUGAUGCAUUGAAACCCCUAAUAAUAUAUUGUCAUGUGUUCUUUUUGUUUCUUUGUAUGCACUCAUUUGAUGAACUAACCAUAAAUGGCAUCUUUGAUGUAGUGAUUAGGCGCUUUGCCAUCACGGGCAGACGACAUGAGUUGGAAUGUUGUAUCCCUCUCCACAUGACCCUGACAGGCAGGACUGAAUGAGCCUGCCUCUUAAAUGAUCUCAAGUGCUCCGAUCGGGCUUAAAACGUCUACCAUUACAUUAAAAAAAAUAUAACUAACCCAAGACACGUUGUAUCUGUGUCAUUUGUUGUAAAUUUACUGUCGCUUUUCUAGUACAGUUAAAUUACAAUUUGUAGACUAAUGCAGUGAUAGUUCACAUGUGUGUUUACACAGCAUAGCUUUGAAUUAUGACAUCCUAGACCAGGCACUGUCAUGGCCACUGCUCUUUGCUCUCUAUAAAAACGCCCCUGGGCUGGCAUGCACCACCGGGGGCGUAUAUUGGGGGGCAAGCCUACAGUCUUGCUAUAAUCAAGUACUCUUGCAACCUUUCCCGUCUUGCCCUCCUUCUGGUUCCAAAUAGAGUCAAUAAAUGGUGCAUUCCAUGGAGGACAGGAAUAACAUCAGAGUGCACAGUCUUGGAAAUUAUAACACCAGUCUAUGGUAUUAAGUUACUUUCUCUUUGUAGUAAAAUUAUUGUGUCUGUACUUGUGUAGUAGAGUGACUAUCUAUGAGGUGCAAAGUAAAGUUCUGUGAAUUAUAUUUUAUAAGAAUAAAUGCCUCAAAGCAGCCAUUAAAGGAAAACGCUUUUGGACACAGAACUAACCUCUGGGAGUAGUUUGAAAAAGAAAGCUGUUUUUUAGACUGUUAUGUCCAGAACACUGGGUCUGUUGCCCAGGAGGGGGGUUCUGACUGCAGCAUGAUGAAGGAAGCCUCCUCGCAAUAAAAUACUGAGAAUUUUUUUACUCUUGAAGUUCACAAGUUUGCAAGGACAAAAGAAAUAAAGCUGAAAAGGAUCUAUUAUCAUGAAUGGAUGUCGCCAAGGAUUUUUUGUUGCUGCCUCAGUCUUAACUUUCCCAAGUGACUGUACUUUAAAAAAUUUGUCUUCAAGAAGCUGUCAUACUGGCAUCUGUGGUAUAGCUGGUAACUUUUAUGCUGUUGCACGCUGAACAUGUAAAUUCGAUGUCAGAGUGUGGAAGUUUUUUUUAUCAAGUAUCUCUGUCUGUCUGCAGGGAGUUUGUGUAUCCCAUUUACCCGGGUUGUGCCUGACAGGCAGGGUUGUAGCAGCCUGCCCCUCAAAUUAUCUAAGUUGUGUCAAUGGAGGCGUAAAACACUGGCAAUUUAUUUUAAAAGCAAUUAUUGAUAAUGUGAAUCAAUUCCGUUGUUCUCCGACAUAAUGUAGGCCGCUUGUGUUUUCUGGUGUGGAACUGGAACUGGAAUAUUCAUUAUGCUUUGUGUGUGUGGAGUUCUUUUGCAGAUUUUGUCGCAUCAUUCUGAAGACAUUAUAAUAAUAAAAGGAAAUAUUGAAAAGGAUUUGUACAAUGUUUUAAUUGUGCAGAAAGUCUUUUAUUCUACAAUAUUUGUAAUACAAUGAAAGGAAAGAAAGCAUUGAUUGUUCAUACAUGUACUUUGUUUUAAAAAAGAUUUCAUAAUAACUUUUAAAAGUAAGACUAGAUCUAUACUUACGUGUACUUUCAUGAUUUUGCUGGUGCAGUUUUUAAUCUCUGUGUCUUUUCUUUUGUUCUUUCCUUGUGGGGAUUAUAAUAAUAUGGUCAGAAUGUUUGUGUGAAUCUACUGCCACUGUAAGAUACGAGCAUGUGAUUUUAUUGUCACAGCAAAAGAUGUUCUUUAUCUGAUGGACAGCUUGGUGUAUGCUUUAUGUCGUAGAAAUCAUAGGCUGUGGUAGUCAUAGCUUGAGAAUUUGACUUUGUCUUUUCAAAUGGUGUAAGUACAUAUUCAAGGACCAUGGUGAAAAAAAUAAAUCCAGGUUUUUUUUAAAUGGCUAUAAUGAAAGCGUGAUUCAAAGUCUGAGCAAACAUUACUAUAAAGCUGUUAGAUGGCCAUUUUUAUCAUAGUCAAUUGAAUGAGUGUUGGAAGGUGAGGCUUGUCUCUCUAUCUAGAAGAAAAGCGUGCAUAUAAAGGAGUGUUUUCUACAGCAGCCUUUUUCACAGCUGGACUCCAAGUGGUUUUUGUGAAGUUACUGGUAUGAUGUAGACCACAGGAAAAGUAUUUUUUAGGGUACGUAAAAAAGAAAAA